AUGCCGGAUCCUUUGAUGGAACGUGUGAUGGCGGUCUACAAGGACGUGGACAAGAACGAUGACGGUUUCCUAGACAAAGACGAAUUGUCUGCAAUGCUUGAUGCCGUUGGUAUGCCCAAGGAGCGAGCGUCGGCCCUCUUCGAUGCGGCCGACGUCGACAAGAGUGGGACGGUCGACUUUGAGGAGUUCUGCACGUGGCUCUUCUCAGAUGUGAAAGAGGUCAUGGAAGUCUGCGUGAAGCAGGGGGAAAUUGUGAACAAGCACUUAAAGUUGGAGAUGGCUGUAGGUGAUGUUCUAUGUUUUGGCCUUGAUGAGAAGCUGGUUCGCAGCCAGUUCAGAUACGAAGUCUCGGUGGAACCCAGUGCUGACACAGUCAAGCACCUCGAGUCGAGAUCGAAGCUCUACGCCGAAGAAAGGAAGAAGCAGCAGCUCGAUGCGCUCGAGAAGGGCAUCACCGACGCAAAGUCGAAGUUGGAGGCCGCCAAGGCCAAAGCCGCCAAAGCCAAGCCCAAGGACGCCAAGGACGCCAAGGACGGCAAGGACGGCAAGGAUGCAAAGGCGGAGCCCUCACCCGAGGAGGCCGCCGUGACGGACGCCGAGCGAAAGCUGGCGGCGGCCGAGAAGGCCAAGGCGCGGGUGGAGGAGACGCCCGCGGAGGUCCAGGAGGCGCCGUUCCUGGACAAGGUCUUGGACAGCCUUGUGGCCGUAGACGAUAUCUCUGCAGGCUCUUCCGGUUCACACGUCAUAAAAUGGAAAGCAAAAGAAGAGGGCAUGGCCAUAGUGAAGGUCCUGCAGCACUACACUGUUGUCGAGGGUCCGGACGAGAAAGAGGUUGAGAAGGUGGAUACCUUUGACUUUACAGUAACUGUAGUCCCUGCCGGCUCCGCAGGCGCGAAGGCAGACUGGUACGCGUGGAGUUGGUAUGACGUCAAGUGGGUCAAGGCGCCAGCCAACAAGGCAGAUAAGUUUGCCAAGAAGAUGGGACGUGCUGCCCUGGAGCUGCAGUGGGUCCCCUCCGUCUUCGGACCCAAAAAGGAGAAGCUGCAACCCGCCCAGACCGAGGGGGCCAAGUGCCGCUGCGAUGCGGUUUGGUACGGCGACACGCCCUCCCAUCUCAUGUUUGUUGUCGUGUGCUUGUCCUCUGCCAGCUGCAUCUGCGUCUCCUGCUUCGAUGCCUUGGGCCUUGGCUGCCAUGAUUUCUACAUCUCGCGCUCUGAUUACGGCUGCUGUGAUUGUGGUGAUGCUAGGCUUAUGCAUGGCGACAAAGCGGUUUCUGUCGACACCACCCUGGCCCACGUGAAGGAAGACUGGGUGAGCCGGGUGGUUGUGAUCUCACAUGAUCUGGCGUUGAGCCUCCACCUGUGCCCAGCCAGCGGCCCAGAAUCCCCUUUUGUGCUGGCAUCAGACUUCUGCCUUGUGCGAGUGGCCUAUGCCGCGUCGAGCACAGGAGGCAUCCGCUGGACGGGCGGCGCUAUCCGCUGUGCAUGUGAACCCGAAUGCUGUUCGCUGCUCUUGUGGUUGACAGUGGUUGCCCGGACGCAACAGGAUUCCCUCCGGGUCAUGAUCACGGGUAUCAACCUCCGAGUGACCGAGGACCAGCUUCGCGAGUUUCUCGACGGCAAGUUGAGCCCGGAGGUCGCCUCGCUUCAGUCCUUGGAGUUGCUGCGAGAUCAGGACACCAAGGCAUCCAAGGGCCGAGCGUACAUCACCAUGCCCUCGAAGGCAAGGAGAGUGGAGAAGCAUGGAGAAGCAAAGCUAAGGCUAAGUGGCAGCCCCUUGCGCAUGCAUGUGGGUCCAUCUGCGAUUGCUUUGGCAGAGAAGCAUUUACAGGCAUUGGAGACCAACUUCGAGUGGCUGCUGAACUUAGGUGGCUUUCAUGAUGGUCUCCGCAAGAUCAUUGGCCAGGUCUUUUUGGACCGAAGCCUCUUUGUCCAGGGCCAAAGUGCCGUGGAGGUCUUGCUCAGGCAUUCGCAUUUGAUGGAGCCCUCGGUGCGCAAGCUGGAGACCAACCUCAUGGUGGAUCUCAUGCUGGACUUGGAUUUCAAGCACCGCUUCGCGCAGGUGUUUACCUCGCUGUAUCCCGAGAUGGUGCGCAACCGGGAAGGCAACACAGACACCAAUGAGCUGGGAGACUUCACGUGUCAGAUCUUCACCCGACAGGAUGUCACGAUGGAGCUGGUUCGUGAGAAGGACCUGGUGAAGACGCUGCUGGAGUGUCUUUGGGGGCUCCUGCGUCCAGCGCUUGUCAAGGACUCAGCCCCUCCGGUUUUCAACCAUGAGUCGAACAUCUUCCGUGACCACGAGAUCAUUCAGUGUUCGAUGGAUCUGUUGUACGUGCUGGAUCAUUCGGACAUUGCGUGGGAGAUCAUUCGCUCACCGGUGUUGCGUGGAGAGUUGUGGGCUGGUUGGAUUCAGAUUCUGAUUUCCAUGCAGUCUUGUCUGAUGAGCCCUCAGUUUUGUUGUCUCUGGCGCAGGUUCACUAGCCCCUCCUGGGGGAAUGCGCUUACUCUGCACACGGAUCUCGGGCCUGCAGCUGAGCUGGAGACGCGUGACAGGGCCCGAAAUUGGCUUGUACAUUUUGUAACUGUUCCCAGGUCGAACACGUGGCUGAUCCUGGAUGCUAUUGAGUUCAAGGCAGAGAUUGUUCAAGAAGUGUGA
This is a messenger RNA of Symbiodinium natans, 2658 nucleotides long. Lineage: Eukaryota; Dinophyceae; Suessiales; Symbiodiniaceae. The record is from the annotation of a GenBank genome assembly.